UAAUCUUGAAUCGAAGAAAAAGGAGAAAUAAUUCAGUUAUGAUUAUGAAAACAGAGGGCGGUGGCGGCGACGGCGAUAUGUGCAGGACAAUCGAGAUCGCAGUAAUCGAGCCGCCGUCACCAUCGACGAUGAAGAUGGUGACGGCUAAUUCUUUCUCCGACGAUCUCGACGCCGGAGAAGAACUGUUUAUUCCUCCACUGAACUUUUCGAUGGUGGAUAACGGCAUUUUCAGGUCUGGAUUCCCGGAAACGGCUAAUUUUAGCUUUUUGGAAUCCAUAGGGCUUCGGUCCAUCAUAUAUCUAUGUCCAGAACCUUAUCCAGAUGCGAACAUGGAGUUUGUGAAGGCUAAUGGAAUUCAAUUGUUUCAAUUUGGAAUUGAAGGCUGUAAGGAACCAUUCGUAAAUAUCCCGGAUAAUACCAUUCGUGAAGCACUGAAAGUAUUACUUGAUGUCAAUAAUCAUCCAGUUUUGAUCCAUUGCAAAAGGGGAAAGCAUAGAACUGGUUGUCUGGUGGGAUGCUUGAGAAAAUUGCAGCUAUGGUGUUUAUCUUCGAUAUUUGACGAAUAUCAGCGAUUUGCAGCUGCGAAAGCUAGAGUUUCUGAUCAGAGGUUCAUGGAAUUGUUUGAUGUCUCAACUUUCAAACAUCUUCCUUUGACAUUUGCAUGUUCUAACUCUAAGAGGAUUGGAGUUCGUCAUCUCCAUCCGCAACUGGAUUCGUCUUGCCCGGAAUUUCCAAAAUAAUUGUUUUAUUUAUUUGUUUAUUUACAAUAGAGGGUAAUUUUGCAGUUAGAGUAUGAUCUUCUGAAUUAGCUAGAAAUAUUGAAGUUACAUGUAAACUAAUAAAUAACAAUUUGAUUGGAAUUAUUGAUAGAAUAUUUAUAUAUGUUUGAAUAAAAGUUAGAUAAUGAACAAAGUAUUAAUGAUUUUAAUUAAAUUGUUCUUUUUGAAUUGAAUCCAUAUGGUGCAGUGAAGAUAUAUUGUUCUUUGAGGAAGUGAUCAUAGCAUGAAGAAGAAGA
Molecule: messenger RNA, 1015 nt
Organism: Impatiens glandulifera
Lineage: Eukaryota; Viridiplantae; Streptophyta; Magnoliopsida; Ericales; Balsaminaceae
Product: probable tyrosine-protein phosphatase DSP4
Exons: 6
Coding region: 39-740 (233 amino acids)
Biological process (GO): protein dephosphorylation
Cellular component (GO): cytoplasm
Molecular function (GO): phosphatase activity
Source: RefSeq, a predicted model, not a curated record